This is a messenger RNA of Urocitellus parryii (Arctic ground squirrel), 3978 nucleotides long. RefSeq names its product desumoylating isopeptidase 2 (gene Desi2). Lineage: Eukaryota; Metazoa; Chordata; Mammalia; Rodentia; Sciuridae. The record is from RefSeq and is a predicted model, not a curated record. Gene Ontology annotation, molecular function: deubiquitinase activity. Gene Ontology annotation, biological process: protein deubiquitination.
ACUAGAGCGCAGGCGGGCUCAGCCCCGGCGCCGGGCCGGCCCCGCCUCCGGGGCGCCUGGCGCCCGCCCCUCUCUCAAGCCCCGCCUUUCCCCACGUGUCUGUCGCCGAGGGGAGGUGCCUGAGCCCGAGCGGGCCGCCACCGGCCCGACCCGGUCCCUCGCACAAGAGUCGGCGGCGCCCGGGAGCGGCCCGGCUGCCCGAUGCUUCAGCCCUGGCUGCGGCGGGCCGGGCUGUACGUUUAGUGCCCGGCGCAGGCCCCCUGAAGCUCCCGCGGGGGUGGGAGCGGCCUCCGCCCCGCGGAGACUGAGCGGCUCGAGGACGAGGCGGCGGCCGCGGGGAGGAUGGGGGCUAACCAGUUAGUGGUGCUCAACGUGUACGACAUGUACUGGAUGAAUGAAUACACCUCAUCUAUUGGAAUUGGAGUUUUUCAUUCAGGAAUUGAAGUAUAUGGAAGAGAAUUUGCUUAUGGUGGCCAUCCAUAUCCUUUUUCUGGAAUAUUUGAAAUUUCCCCAGGAAAUGCUUCUGAACUAGGAGAAACAUUUAAAUUUAAAGAAGCUGUUGUUUUAGGGAGCACUGACUUCCUAGAAGAUGAUAUAGAAAAAAUUGUAGAAGAACUGGGAAAAGAAUAUAAAGGCAAUGCAUAUCAUUUGAUGCAUAAAAACUGCAAUCACUUUUCUUCAGCUUUAUCAGAGAUUCUUUGUGGGAAAGAGAUUCCGCGCUGGAUCAAUCGACUUGCCUACUUCAGCUCCUGUAUACCCUUUCUACAGAGUUGCCUCCCAAAGGAGUGGCUCACUCCUGCAGCCCUGCAGUCUAGUGUCAGCCAAGAGCUCCAGGAUGAACUGGAAGAAGCAGAAGAUGCUGCAGCAUCUGCUGCCAUGGCAAGUGCUACAGCAGGCUCCAGACCCGGGCGCCACACUAAACUAUAAAUGUCUCCAAAGUCACACCUUCAGAACUGUCACUGGCAGUUGAAUAUCACUAGAGAAAAGUAAACAGAGUAAGCAUCCUUUGGAUAUUUCGUAUGCAAAGAUGGCUCUCCCCCAAAUCCCAGUUUUUCAGCUCAGGAUUAUAUUUGUAAUCAAAAACAAAUCACUUGGCGCAGGAGGGAGAACUUUGUAUGAAGCUGCCCUCGGUUUUUUUUACCCACUUGUAAAUUUGGAGUUACUUCUUGUUUUAUACAAGCUCUGUUAAGUUAUGUUUACAGUAUUUUGUAUUGCUGUUUACAAAUCUUGCAUGGACUUCUGCCACCGUGAAAGAAGAAAAUCUUCGUCUUCAAAAAUUAGGCAGGUAAUCUUUGUACACUUCCUGAUAAAUACCAGAGCUACAGCAUAAAUUUUAGGCACACAAAAAGGUACUUACACAAUUAUAGUUACCAUCACCUGCUUAAGAAUUGUCUUUUAGACUUGUUUUUGUUUUAUUAACAUUUUUGGCACCAGGAUGCAGAGAACCAAACUGGCCUGAUAUGAAGGAGCACAUACAGCCCCGAGGGCUCGGGACCCUGGGUCAGUUCCUUUUUACACUCCUCCCACUCUGAGUAGCACAGCUCCCAAGGUGCCCAUGGAACCAUUGGUUUCAUCCCAAAUAUCCAUCCACCUGGGCAGGGUGGAGUUCUUGUGUCUGUCUGGCUUUGAUGCCUCUGAUUCUAUAAUUAAGAUGUUUUUGUUGAAGAUAGUCUUCUUGUAACUGACAAGUGUUUUUGCACAUGUGUUGGGGGAGGGGUUUCACUUUCAUUUUAAUACAUUAUAAUUUCCUCCCCACACAGGUUUUUGUUGAUGGGGUAGGAAUAUCCUAAGUGGUAGCCUUCGAGUAGCAGUUUGAGUUGACAUUCAACUGCUCUUAACUAUUCAGGCUGCCUUUUAUACUAGACCUUGAAAACUAGAGUCUAAAGAAACACACCCCAAAAAAGGUAAUUCUUUGAUAUUUCAUACUUUUUUAUGUACUAUAUCAGAAAGAGUAUGUCAGAGUUUGUUAGUUUGUCUUGGGAGUAGUUUCACCUCAUAAUAGAAUGCCUGUUCUCAUUGACCUCUUACUAAAACCAUAUUUGUAUGUCUCAAAUUUAUCUAUGUUCUUUCAAAUGUCUGUCUCUUACCUAACAUACUCUCAGAAUGAAACUGUUGCCACAGACAAAUCCUCAUAGCAAGGAAGAGCUGUCUGCUCGAGUCUACUCCCAGUUUGACCCUUGGAUGUAAGAAGCAAGUCAUUACAUGUCAAAUUCAAUUUUUCUGCCUUAAGAAUGAAUGUCCUAGGUAAAAUAUUGGAUGUAGUAUAUAAAUGAUCCAAGGCAGUGACUUCAGCUUUAUAUAUAUAGUUAGUUUUGAAGUUAUUUACAUUUAUUUAAACUUUCAGAUUCAAUUAUUUACUAUUGCUCUAUGUGACUAUACAUAGCUUUCAGUAAACUACAUUUUUAACUUUUACAUAAGCUAAUUUUGAUUGAUUUUUAUCAACUUAAGCACACCCUCUUAAUAGGGAAAAUAAACCUUGGGUUAUAAGCAUUAGCCUGAGGAAAAUGAAGCCACUCUACUUUUUGACUGUUCUGUUUCCAGAGAGGAAAGUCUUUACAAAUUACUCUCAGUAAUUUAAGCACCUCUUUCAAAGAUGUGAUAGAAAGAAAUAUAUGAUCUUUAUGAAGUGUUGACUUGAAAAAACAUUAAAGCUCUAACAGGAAGUUGUUCACUGAAAGUACCAAAACCCAUGUUAGUAGGAAAUGUUUGAUGCAGUUGGCUUGGGAUUUUUAUAACAAUGUGGAUUACAGUUUUCUAAUCUAUUCAAAUGUACAUGUUUUAAACCUGGGUACUGACCCACAGGACUAGGCAUUAGUUGGAUACCUCUUGGUGAACAGACAGAAACAUCCCAUCUGUGUUUAUCCAUAUUUCGGCAACACAGCACACAAAUGAAUUUAUUGUUAUUUUGUUGUAUUUACUUUCAUCUGCAUCUGCAGCAUUUGGAGUUUAAAAAUAGUAUAAAGGGUCAUUGUAGAAAUAAUUAGUGGCCUUGGGCCACACUAUCAGCAGAUAAAAUUCUGGACCUGAGGUUCCUUGCAAUCUAAUUGUACUUGAGUUUGAGAGAAAGAAAUAUAUGUUACUUCAGAAAAUCUCUGAAGGUCCUUCUCUACAGUUCAAAUUGAGAAUGAAUUUAAUUAAUUUAACCUACUUUUCCUCACCCUUAGAGGAAACAAAUCUUGUUCUCAAUCUGAUCUCUAAGAAGAAAUCUCAUGUCAAAAAUCUAGUUAUUAAUAUACAUGCAAUCAGUUUAGUGGAAUAUACUUUUUGUUGUAACCAAGUGAAACAUAUCUCUCCUGGUGGGUUAGACGGUAAUAAUAGUAUUAGGUCAAAAGUUUCUGGUUUCUGCUGUUUGUUUUAAAUACCCUAGGGGUUCUUUAACCCUAAGAAGGGAGCAUCAGCUUUGGAAAGUGUGACGUGUGGAAGUGUAGAAGGCGGUGUACAAUCCUAGAGCGCCUCCACUUGACGCCUGAACUCCAGCCAACUAUUGCUCUGACCCACAGCAAUAGCAUAAGUUACCCAUCACCAGCAUUUGUACAGAGCAGGGAAUUCUGGUUUUAGUCAAUUGAUAGCAUUGUGUGUAUGGGGAGAUUCAGCACCACAGACAGCUGCAGGACUAUUUCCAUGGCUUCUUCCAUCACAAAACGGGUAGAAACACAUUCGCUGCUUCAGGGUUCUAAUCUGUAUGUUUUAUGGCUCCAUUUCUGUAAAAUACCCUUUAAUUUUGAUACAUGCUAUAUUUUCAUUAAAUGACUAAGUUUAAAAGAUUUCAGAUUUAUUCAACAAGUUGGCCAUCUGCCAUUGUAUCCUCUUUUCUUCAGUAUGUUUUAAGAAUGCAGCUCAAUUGUUAGACUUUAAUUGUCUACUCGGUCCAUACACAUACAUCUUUACUAUCAAAAGGUGUUACAGCUGUCAAAGAAUCUUCAUAGACCUGAAGAUAAUUUCUUGUGAAGUUGAAUGCAAACGUACUGUCAUUCAUAG